Messenger RNA from Hippoglossus stenolepis (Pacific halibut), 3830 nucleotides. Its product is annotated as ceramide transfer protein. Lineage: Eukaryota; Metazoa; Chordata; Actinopteri; Pleuronectiformes; Pleuronectidae. Gene Ontology annotation, cellular component: Golgi apparatus. The transcript is spliced from 19 exons. Bases 245 to 2113 code for a protein of 622 amino acids. Gene Ontology annotation, biological process: ER to Golgi ceramide transport. Gene Ontology annotation, molecular function: phosphatidylinositol-4-phosphate binding. The record is from RefSeq and is a predicted model, not a curated record.
CGCAUCGUUUGACAGCUAACGCUAACUAGCUAGUCUCAUUGGUAUUCGACGUCAGUUUCAAAACAAAGCUUGCAAAAGCCCCGUGAAGUUGAGACCCUGCUCCGCUGCAGCCUGCUGCCAUCUUCGGCUGGAGCACUGAGUGUUGGACUGUGACGCCUUUGGAGCUGGUGUCUGAAACCCAGCAGCUAGCGUCGAGCUAGAAUCAAAGCGGAAUCCCUUGUUGUGCUUCGCAUCUCCGGUUUAAAUGUCCGAGAAGAGUUCAUCGUCCGGGUCGGACGAGGAUGUGGACCCGGAAUCUGGGCAGCAAGCGGAGCACGGAGGCGUGUUGAGCAAGUGGACAAAUUACAUCCACGGAUGGCAGGACCGAUGGGUUGUGUUGAAGAACAACACUUUGAGCUACUACAAGUCGGAGGAUGAACGGGAGUACGGCUGCAGGGGGUCCCUGUGCCUCAGCAAGGCUGUCAUCACACCUCAUGAGUUUGACGAGUGUCGUUUUGACAUCAGCGUGAACGACAGCGUUUGGUACCUCAGAGCUGAAGAUCCUGAACACAGACUCCAAUGGAUUGAGUCGAUAGAGCUGCACAAGGCCGAGUCUGGUUAUGGUUCAGAAACCAGUCUGAGGCGUCAUGGUUCCAUGUUGUCUCUCACCUCUGCAGCCAGUGCCUUGUCUGCCACAUCCGCAUCCUCCUUCAAGAAGGGCCACCGGCUGCGUGAGAAACUAUCAGAAAUGGAGACCUUCCGGGACAUUCUGUGCAGACAAGUGGACACCCUGCAGAAAUACUUUGACUCCUGUGCUGAUGUUGUCUCCAAAGAUGAAUUUCACAGAGACAGAGUUGAGGAUGAUGACGAUGAAUUUCCUACCACUACAAGACCUGAUGGUGAAUAUAAUCACAACAACAAUGGCAGCAAAGAAAAACUGUUUGCUCCUGCCAGCCCAAAAGGCAUGAACGGAAUAGACUUUAAGGGGGAGGCCAUUACCUUCAAGGCCACAACAGCAGGCAUCCUGUCCACCCUGUCCCACUGCAUCGAACUCAUGGUCAAACGAGAGGACAGCUGGCAGAAAAGAGUGGACAAGGAGCUGGAGAAGAGGAGGAGGGUAGAAGAUGCUUACAAGUGUGCUAUGCACGAACUGAAGAAGAAGUCUCACUAUGGAGGCCCAGACUAUGAGGAGGGUCCUAACAGUCUUAUCAAUGAAGAUGAGUUCUUUGAUGCGGUGGAAGCUGCACUGGACAGACAAGACAAGAUAGAGGAGCAGUGCCAGUCAGAGAAGGUCAGGAUAUCUCGGCCCUCCUCAGUUACUCCCGGAGACGCCUACUCCACCAUCGGUACACACCGAUAUGCCAACAAGCCCCAUAGCCACUCUUCUUCCCUGUCCUCCGUUGAGCUAAUAAGUGCUUCAGAUGACAUUCACAGAUUCAGCACUCAGGUGGAGGAGAUGGUGCAGAAUCAUAUGACUUACUCUCUUCAGGAUAUGGGUGGAGAUGCCAACUGGCAGUUGGUAAUAGAAGAGGGAGAGAUGAAGGUGUACAGGAGAGAGGUGGAGGAGAACGGUAUCGUCCUGGAUCCUCUAAAAGCUACACAUUCUGUGAAGGGGGUGACAGGACAUGAGGUCUGCCAUUACUUCUGGGAAACAGAUGUCCGAAUGGACUGGGAAACUACCAUUGAAAAUUUCAACGUUGUGGAAACACUCUCUGAUAAUGCUGUCAUAGUUUACCAGACGCACAAGAGAGUGUGGCCUGCCUCUCAGAGAGAUGUGCUCUACCUGUCAGCCAUGAGGAAGAUCAUGGCAACAAACGAAAAUGAUCCAGACACAUGGCUGGUUUGCAACUUCUCUGUGGACCACAACAAUGCCCUUCCCACGAACAGGUGUGUUCGUGCCAAAAUCAAUGUUGCCAUGAUUUGCCAAACACUGGUCAGCCCGCCAGAGGGAGAUAAAGAAAUCAGCAGAGACAACAUCCUUUGUAAGAUCACCUACGUUGCCAAUGUAAACCCAGGGGGCUGGGCUCCAGCCUCGGUUCUCAGAGCUGUGGCCAAGAGAGAAUAUCCCAAGUUCCUCAAACGCUUCACCUCCUACGUCCAAGAGAAAACCGCAGGGAAGCCGAUCCUCUUCUGAACACUACAAGGCCUGUGAAGGGCUGAGGUUUCCCACUGGAGAAACGAUGUUGUCCAGGGAACAGGCUCUGGAUGACCCAAUCACCCGUUUGCAGAUUUCUACCUGCAGGACACCAUAUCAUCCACAGAACACCUGCUUGUAGACGAGACUGGUUUUACAGCUUUAAUCCAUCAGUAGUUCUAAUCCCAGCCACCUUCUAAUGGCGUAACACCAUCUGCUGGUCAUGGGUACAUUUGUAUGUUAAUUCAACAGUUUGCAAAGUGGUUUUUUGAAUUGUUAUUACAGAUUUUUCUUUUGUAAAUUGUUUUGUACAUUUCUUAUGAUUACAUACAUCAUGACUUCUUUGUUUUUUGCUCAAAUCACUAGUAUUACAGCUGCUUGUUUUGCUGUUGCUAAAGUAACCAUGAGGGAGGAGCGUGGAUAUUGACAGGAAAAGAAUUGAUGAGGUGUGGUACAGUGUUUCCUCUUCUCUUGCCUUCUUUUGUCCCUCUAGUGACGACUCUCUCUCUCUUCUGCAGUUUGAUGGAGGGUCUGAGCCUAAAGCUUUGAAAUCUUUAUAUUUAUAGAUUGUUUAUAACGUAGCUUUUCGCUGAGCACCAUGGACACAAUGUAUUGUACAGAGAAAACGGACUUAAGUUUUCAGUUAGUUUACCAAUGUGAGAAAUGUGAAUUGACUGUUAAGCGCUUGAAUUUGAUGACUGUGAUGGUCCAAGGAAGUGGGAGAUGAAGAGCAUUUUCCUAACAAACUCACCUUGAACAAUAUUUUUGCCAUAUUUGAACUGAUCACAAAUAAUUGGGUAACUAGGACUUAGUUGACUGUGGUCUGUAGGUAAUAAGUUGUGGUCGAUUGUGAGUGUGUGUCUGUCUUAAACCGCCUUGUCACACACAGAUAUUUCACCUUUAUUGACAAAAUUGACAGAUAUUUCCGAAUGAGCACCAUAAUGGUUGAUAUAAAAAUCCCAUCUGUCACUGAGGGAUGAGUUGAGACAUUUUCCAAACUUAAAGUUGUUGUUUUUAAACCAAUUUCCAGCCCCCAAAGAAGAAGGGGGAAAAAGUCUGGCCAUUCACAGGUGACGUUUGUAAAUUUAAUCCUGCUACUUCUCUGCAGGUGAAGGUAAAGUUGUAAAAUGCUGAGCAGGAUGUCAUCUACUCCCUACAUUCUCAGUCAUACUCUUAACAAAACAUUUCACAAUCCACACUACAGUGCAGUGGCCUCCCACCCUUUUGACUGAUAAACUACCCCUAAGAAUGCCUUAGACCCCGGGACGCUAAUGCCUGGCGUUCUCUACUGUACAGCCGCCACCAGACGUGCAUUUAUCAACUCUGAAGUGAAGCGGGGGGGGAGGGUCAGCAUUUCACAUCAUCUUACCUCAAGAUUUCUGUUUGCUCUAGAUUUAUGUUUCAUGUCGUAAUCAUAUAUUGGGAGUUUUGCAAUCGGUAGAUCCGCAUGCUUAAAUUGAACUACAGAUUUUUCUUCUAAAGAGGUCAGAGGUCACGAAGGAUCAGGAUCAUUGAUUUGCUGAUGAUUACAAGAGCUAGAUCUACGAGCAACGUCAGCUGAAGAAUGCAUUUAGCAUUUUUAAUUUUGAUAUUUUCUCAGUAAUCUACACUUUAUACUUUGUAUAUUUCUAAGUUGUACAUCAGAAGUGUUAUUAUUUGCACUAAAUGGAAUGCAAUUUGACAAUGUUCUGUAAAUUAAAAUUGUUUCACAAGAGAA